AUGAAGUUCCCUAAGAUCUACAACACGUACUUUGUGGCGUUUAUCGCCACCGUUGGUGGAAUGUUGUUCGGGUUUGAUAUUUCCUCCAUGUCCGCAAUCAUCGGUACGGAUCAGUACAAAGAAUAUUUUGAUAACCCGGCUGGUCUCCGCCAGGGUGCUAUCGGCUCUUCCCUCGCUGCGGGAUCGGUGGUGGGCUCCGCCAUGGCAGGGUUUGUCUCUGACAAGAUAGGUCGCCGCGAUUCAAUUGCGUUUGCUUGUGUUUGGUGGCUUGCUGGGACCGCUAUCCAAACGGCAACAAAUGGCUUUGGGUCAUUGAUUGCUGGGCGCGUCUUGAACGGAGUUUGCGUUGGAAUUACUAGCUCGCAAGUACCUGUCUACCUUGCAGAGAUCGCCAGGAAGGAGAAGCGUGGGCAGCUCAUUGUCAUCCAACAAUUGGCAAUCGAAUGGGGUAUUUUGAUCAUGUAUUUUGUAGGAUAUGGCUGCCACUACAUCGAUGGAGACGCCUCUUUCCGGACUGCCUGGGGAAUUCAAUUCGUCCCUUGUGUCUUCCUUAUCAUUGGCUUGCCAUUUCUUCCGCGCUCUCCUAGAUGGCUUGCCAAGGUCAACCGUACCGAGGAGGCUAUCGAGACCCUCGCCAAUAUCCAGGCUGGUGGUAACCGUGACGACCCGCUUGUCGUUGCCGAAUGGGAGGAAAUCACGACCGUACUUCAGGCGGAGCGCGAUGCCUAUCCCGGCUGGCGCAAAUUCGUGUACAACGGCAUGUGGAAGCGAACCCUCGCUGGCUUUACAGUGCAAAUGUGGCAGCAAAAUUCGGGAGCUAACGUGAUGACCUAUUAUGUUGUGUAUAUCUUUAUGAUGGCAAACUUGACGGGCAACAUCAACCUUAUUUCCUCCGGCAUCCAGUACGCACUUUUCAUUAUCUUCACAACUUUCAUUUUCUUCUACAUUGAUAAGACCGGUCGCCGGCCACUCCUUAUAUACGGCGCCCUUCUCAUGGGGGCUUGCCAUUUUGUCGUCGCCGGUAUUCUUUCAUCUGGCGAAUACGUUCCUGGGGGCGUUGACGGCGACGAAAAUGUGUUGAUACGAGUGGUGGGAUCAAAAUCCCAUACUGUCAUCGCAUUUUCGUAUUUGCUUAUUAUUAUCUACGCAUUGACCUUAGCACCCGUGUGCUGGGUCUACGCAGCAGAGGUCUGGUCUCUUGAAACCCGUGCCAAUGGUAUGGGUAUCGCGGCGAUUGGCAACUGGCUCUUCAACUUCGCCCUGGGCCUAUAUAUCCCGCCCGGAUUCCAGAAUGUGACGUGGAAAAUGUUUCUGAUAUUCGGCGUCAUGUGUAUCCUCGCUGCCGUACAUUUCUUCUUUACAUACCCUGAGACCUGCGGAAAGACGCUUGAAGAGAUUGAAGAGAUGUUCGCACCGGGAGGACCGAAGCCCUGGCACACCAAGCCCGGCGACUCUAAGCUUGAUGCACACGUUGAAGAGGUCCGCGCACACAAUAAGCACAUCAACUUCGACACUAUGGAAAUCAGAUCUGGCGCUGACGUGGCUGACAAUACUGCUUGA
Messenger RNA from Aspergillus puulaauensis, 1560 nucleotides. RefSeq names its product sugar porter family MFS transporter. Lineage: Eukaryota; Fungi; Ascomycota; Eurotiomycetes; Eurotiales; Aspergillaceae. Gene Ontology annotation, molecular function: carbohydrate:proton symporter activity. The transcript has 3 exons. Gene Ontology annotation, biological process: carbohydrate transport; transmembrane transport. Bases 1 to 1560 code for a protein of 519 amino acids. The record is from RefSeq and is a predicted model, not a curated record. Gene Ontology annotation, cellular component: membrane.